Loxodonta africana (African savanna elephant) is the source of this 2788-nucleotide messenger RNA. RefSeq names its product p21 (RAC1) activated kinase 4 (gene PAK4). The transcript has 11 exons. Gene Ontology annotation, cellular component: cytoplasm. Gene Ontology annotation, biological process: regulation of MAPK cascade; intracellular signal transduction; protein phosphorylation. Bases 298 to 2034 code for a protein of 578 amino acids. NCBI's taxonomy places the organism in Eukaryota, Metazoa, Chordata, Mammalia, Proboscidea, Elephantidae. Gene Ontology annotation, molecular function: protein serine/threonine kinase activity; ATP binding. The record is from RefSeq and is a predicted model, not a curated record.
CGUUGGGUAUUCAACAUGGCGGCGGCAGUGGCCGCGGUGGACGCGGCGCAAGAGAGCUGAGGGCGGCGCGAGGGCGCGGAGUUCGGGGCCGAGCAGAUGGCUGAGUCUGCUGUGUGGGGAACAGAGUGUGGAGCACGUCAGCAAGGAGUCCUGUGAGGAAGCUGCUGUGAUGGCCCAAGCAGGAGAAGAAGAUGAGUAACCCAAAGCCCAGAGAGGAGUUGUCGCCUGCCUGAGGGCACUUUUAGCAGAUCCAGCAUCAAACCAGGCCCCCUGGGAGGAGCCCAAGCGUCCAGCGCCAUGUUUGGUAAGAAGAAGAAGCGGGUGGAGAUCUCGGCGCCCUCUAACUUUGAGCACCGCGUGCACACGGGCUUUGACCAGCACGAGCAGAAGUUCACAGGGCUGCCCCGCCAGUGGCAGAGCCUGAUCGAGGAGUCGGCGCGCCGGCCCAAGCCGCUCAUUGACCCUGCCUGCAUCACCUCCAUCCAGCCUGGGGCCCCCAAGACCAUCGUGCGGGGCAGCAAAGGUGCCAAGGAUGGGGCCCUCACGCUGCUGCUCGACGAGUUUGAGAACAUGUCGGUGACACGCUCCAACUCCCUGCGGAGAGACAGCCCGCCACCCCCUGCCCGCGCCCGCCAGGAGAACGGGCUGCCCCAGGAGCAGGCUGCCAUGGCCAGAGGGGGCCCGGACAAAGCAGGCAGCCGAGGCCAGGCCACCACUCGCAGCGAGGCGGGUGGUGGCAGCAGUGACAGGCGGCGGGUGGGGCCGGAGAAGAGGCCCAAGCCUUCCAGGGAGGGCCCAAGGGUGCCCCAGGAGUCCUCCUGGGACAAACGCCCCCUCUCUGGGCCUGAUGUCAGCGGGGCGAAACUGGCAGCUGGCCGGCCCUUUAACACAUACCCGCGGGACACAGACCACCCAUCCCGUGGUGCCCAGGGGGAGCCUCACGGCAGGGCCCCCAACGGGCCAUCCACAGGGGGUCUGUCUGCCCCCCAGUCCUCCUCCCGGCUCCCCACCCAAGUCCGCAGCGCCCCCAGCCCGGGAGUGCUGGGCCCCCAUGCCUCUGAGCCCCAGCUGGCCCCUCUGGCCCGCACCCCUGCUGCCCCUGCCGCCCCCGGGCCCCCUGGCCCCCGCUCACCCCAGCGGGAACCCCAGCGGGUAUCCCAUGAGCAGUUCCGGGCCGCCCUGCAGCUGGUGGUAGACCCAGGUGACCCUCGCUCCUACCUGGACAACUUCAUCAAGAUCGGCGAGGGCUCCACGGGCAUCGUCUGCAUUGCCACCGUGCGCAGCUCCGGCAAGCUGGUGGCCGUCAAGAAGAUGGACCUGCGCAAGCAGCAGAGGCGUGAACUGCUGUUCAACGAGGUGGUGAUCAUGCGGGACUACCAGCACGAGAACGUGGUGGAGAUGUACAACAGCUACCUGGUGGGAGAUGAGCUCUGGGUGGUGAUGGAGUUCCUGGAGGGAGGUGCCCUCACCGACAUUGUCACCCACACCAGGAUGAACGAGGAACAGAUUGCCGCCGUGUGCCUGGCUGUGCUGCAGGCCCUGUCUGUGCUCCACGCCCAGGGUGUUAUCCACCGGGACAUCAAGAGUGACUCCAUCCUGCUGACCCACGACGGCCGGGUGAAGCUGUCAGACUUUGGGUUCUGCGCCCAGGUGAGCAAGGAGGUGCCACGGAGGAAGUCGCUGGUGGGCACACCCUACUGGAUGGCCCCGGAGCUCAUCUCCCGCCUUCCCUAUGGGCCAGAGGUGGACAUCUGGUCUCUGGGAGUGAUGGUGAUCGAGAUGGUGGACGGGGAGCCCCCCUAUUUCAACGAGCCGCCCCUCAAAGCCAUGAAGAUGAUUCGGGACAACCUGCCACCCCGGCUGAAGAACCUGCACAAGGUGUCGCCAUCCCUGAAGGGCUUUCUGGACCGCCUGCUGGUGCGUGACCCUGCCCAGCGGGCCACAGCAGCUGAGCUGCUGAAGCAUCCGUUCCUGGCCAAGGCGGGACCGCCCGCCAGCAUCGUGCCCCUCAUGCGCCAAAACCGCACCAGAUGAAGCCCAGGACGCUGGCCCUGAACCAAAGAGCCCCUCGGGCCAUCCUGCCCCACCGGAAGCCAGUAGGGGCCUGGCCCCCACUCCGCCCACCCUGGGAGACACUCCGUGUGGCGCCACCCCCCUUGCAGGGUGUCGGACCCUACUACUGAACUUCGGUUUAGACUUUUAAAGAAAACCCAGAGACUCGUGGGAGCAGUGAGGCUCCCAGGACACCCCUUCCAUCCAGGACAGGCUCUUGCCUGUGUCCCCUGUCUCCUGGAAGGACAGGCACCCUCCCAUCACUGGAAACCUGCAGCGGGCUUGCUGAAGGUGGAGAGAACACUACGACAGGUGUGUGUGCACGCGGUGUGGACGGUCCUGCAAGUGGGCACCUCAGACCUCGCCUGACGUAUAGCCCCCCUGAGCCAUGUGGGGGUCAAUCAUGAAUGUCUGAAGAGUGGCCUUUUCCCUUAGCCCUGCACACACCCCCUAGGCAUGGACAGGGGGCCGGGGAUCAGAGCUCCCCACCUAUCCCUUGCCGCUGCAGAAAAUGACUACUGCACCCAGACGGCCUCCUCUUUUCUAGAAAUCUAUUUAUAUUGCCAUUUUAUAACACUCUGGCCCCUGCCCCCACCUGGGGACAGACGGCCCUUGUCCUGCGGGGUGGCACCGGGGACAGAACCACUGUCUGAAGAAUCAGGUUCCUGGCUCCUCGGCGCAGCCCCGCCCUUUCCCUCCCUCAAGUUAGUUUUACAAUUAAAACAUUUUCUUGUUU